AUUUACAAAGAGGACAAUGCAAUUAUUUCCCUUUGUGUUUUCACCCCCUUGUCAAUCUGUUACACUUACUUGGCUCACUAAAACUGCAUGUUUAUAAUGUGGAAAAUGUUGACUGGUGAAUCUCAGCAGACAACUUUUUCCACAUUCAUUAGGCCAAAGGGCAGCUUUAAAAAUGAACCUAAUCAUUUUAGAAAUAUUUUAGAUAUUUUAAUUAAAAAACAAUUAAGUAAUACCAAUAUAAUGUUCUUUUGGCAUUUGUAAUGGUAAAUUAUACAAACAUUUUAUUAUGGAUGAAAUACAAUCAAUCCAUGAGUAACAUCAUACUAACGACUAACUGUAUACUUAUUCUAUCUCACUAAAUUUGAAAUUAAGUUAUUUUUACUUUGUUAAACCCAUUCCAUCGCAAAGUAUAUCCAUUUCAAGUUAAGUAUCACUGAAUGUAAGGCCCAAAAAGAUUUAGGGACCCUAAUAACUUUGUUUUAAAAAACUGUAACACAAUUUAUGGACUCACAAAGUUAGUAAAAAGUGAUAAUGGACACUAAAAUUUAAGUUUCACAGUCUUGGUUUUUGUAAUGGCUUCUUGUGUUCAAUGUUUCUAUGUAUUUAUAUCUAUUUAUAUGUGUAAAAAUUAAUGUCUGUGUGUUUGUAUCUUCUUUGGAUAACUACACCUUUAAUCCAGUCACCAUGAAAUUUUGGUAAAACCUUAUUUUGUGUUGAAAUUUAAAACAUUGGUAAGCCAGUUGUAUCAACAUUUUAUCUAAACUUUCUAAAGGCUAACAGGGCAAAUUUGAUUUUUGCAAAAGCAAGGAUAACAUAGAUAAUGUUCCGUAGGCCAUUAACAUUGCUCUGUGCAACCACCUCACCACAUAUAAGUAACAAAAUGAUAAUCCACCACCCCAACCUCUUACUGUUAUAUAUGUGUAUGAUCCUUAACUACUAAAACCAUUUUUAACCGUUUAAAAAGUAAUCAUCACCUAGUGUUUGUCAAAGAAUAACCAACAUUUCUUAAAUGUUUAAACAGGACUCAACACAAGAACACAAUGAGUUUAGUUGGAAGAUGGCCUCUUACUGUCAUCGUCUUCAUUGUUUUUCUGACCUCCUGUUUUCAUCCCUGCACACAAGAUGAGAAUAACGACUCUCCUCAACACCAGGCUGUUGACCCCAAUGAUCCUCAUGGUGGGGUACAGAUGGGGAGCUCUAAUAACUGUGAUGAUGGCAAGACAAACUUGAACAUUGACUGGGAUCCUUCAUCCACAGAAGAGUACACGUGUACAGAAAACAUAAGAGAACCAUCAAAUAAAGGUUUACAUUACUCUGAAUAUGAAGAGCAGCCACAGCAGCCUCGACAUAUUUGUUAUCCAAAUAAAAUUGAAUAUACAGAAGAUUUACCUACAAGUGGACCUCAUCGUCCAGUGUGGCCCAAAUAUGGAGAGUACAAGUAUAUUCCUGUCCAGCGAUGGUUGCACAGUUUAGAGCAUGGCGCCGUUGUUUUCUUUUACCACCCCUGUGCUGAUCCAGAUCAAAUCUUAGCCUUCAAAUACAUUGCCAAAGGCUGCCUAUGGAAACACAUUAUAACCCCCUACAAGAAGCUCCCACCCAACAUGAACUUUGCCAUCCUUACCUGGAGAAAUAAAUUAGUGUUGAGUGACCCUGAUGUGGAGUAUAUGGUCCCUUUCAUCAGGCAACAUGCAUUACAAGCCCCUGAGGGUCCAGUCAGCAAAAAUGGUGAAUAUGAAGCUGGACUCAUACAAAAGGCCCAGAGAGUUUCAGAUGAAAAAGAUUCUGACAUUUGUCCACAGAUGCUGUUGAUGCAGGAAGGUUUAGAAACAAUCAAGAAACACUCAGAAUUUCGCCAAAUGCAAGAUGAGAUGUCUCAAAUUAAGCUGAAAAAAAUCAUGGAUAAUAUUAUGACCAACUGGUAAAUAAGUAAAAAAAAAAACCACCAUUUUAAACCCUGGUAACUAGCUUUAAGCCUCUAAAAUUUUUUUUAAAUUGCCAAAGCAAAAUGUUCAAAAAUAUUUUAUAACCCUUCCAUUUUUAUUGAUCUAUUACUUUAUAUAACAUAAUAAUUUUUAAGUUUACCAGUGAAAUAGUAAACGACUAAAAUGUAACAGACAUAUUGGCAAAUCUAAAUAUUGGUGUUGUGAGUUGUUAAAACCAAAUAAAAAAGCAUUCAAGUUAUUUAUUCAGCUAAAUGCAUGUUGCCAAAUCCUUCCAUAAACCAUGAAGCUUUAAACACAGUUUCAGUAAGCUUAAAUUGUUUUUUAAUUGCAAUAUUUAUUACAGUAAAUGUUUCCAAAUACUUGUUUGCUGCUUGUUUAAUGUGGGUCAAAUUUAAAAUAUUUUAAAAUGUAUGUUUACAUAAUGCUAAGUUUUAAUUUAAAACUGCUAUAUUUUCACAAUCUAUUUGAUCUCAAAAGUAUUAUUCUUGUAAAACAAUUUACAAAAUAAAUUUUUUUACUAGAUCUAUACAUAUCAUUAAAGUUACUUGUUUUAAAGUUGUAUUUUUUUUAAAUGUUACUGUAAGAACAUAAUUAUUUAAAGUUCUUUAAUCACUACAAUAUUUAUUGACUUACGUAGGCUUUUUCAUACGUAAAUUGUAAUGAAACAAGAUUUUUAAUAUUGAGAUCCACAUUUUCAAAAUAAAGUAAAAAUAGUUUUUUUUUUAUUGUCAGUAGCAAAUUUUGUGUUAUUGUAAUUAUUUUUGAAAAAUAUUCCUAACAUGACCACUUUAGAUAAAUAAUAUGUAAAUGUACUUUAUUGUAUUGUACUUAUUUGCUAAAAUAUUUUUUAUGCUUCACAUUUUUUUUAAGAUCACUUAUAUUUAUAAUUCCUGUUGAUUUCCUUUACAGAAUGUUAGACUGGUGUAAUUUUUGCUUUAAAAAUUGUGAUAUCUUAAUGUCCAUUUCUUUUUUUAUUAUCAUAAACUACUUGAAUGUUGCUGUUAUAUUCUUUGGCCCAUGUUUGUGUUUUGUUGCUUUAUUUGUGUAAGAGUUGUGAACCUUUAAAACCCAACUCACUCUAUAAUUAUUUUUAUUAUCACUGCUGACAAAUAAAUUUGGUUUAAUUAACCAGCAGAUUUUAAAUCCUGCAGAAUAAUAUAUUUUUUUAUGUAUUACAAGAAAAAUAAGGAAAUGAACCAGCCAAAAUACCAGACCUUCAAUUCAUUAAUAGUGAAUCUCAUUUUAAGAAAAUAUAUAAAAUGUUAGCAGUUUCAUUUUUUAUAAGAAUUGUUUUGGUUGUUAUGAAAUAUGUAUUAAGGAUUUCAAAUUUACAUAUUGAAAUAUAGAUAAUGUAUUUUAAUUAAGUAGCCCUCCUGUACUCACUACAGGUCAGUUUGUGGUCAUGUCAGGUUUAUAUAUUUAAGCUGCAGGAAUUGACCUCCAGAAAAUUUUCAUUUAAA
This is a messenger RNA of Physella acuta, 3403 nucleotides long. RefSeq lists its product as uncharacterized. NCBI's taxonomy places the organism in Eukaryota, Metazoa, Mollusca, Gastropoda, Physidae. The record is from RefSeq and is a predicted model, not a curated record. Gene Ontology annotation, cellular component: cytoplasm.